AUGGUGCUGGUGUUUGCUCUGGUGUUCGCUCUGGUGCUCGCGCGAUCCCGAGCGGACUUCGAGACUUGGGAUCCCGUUCCCUUCCGCCCAAUCUCAGCGAACUCUGCGGAUGAGAUUCCUGUGGGGCUGGAAGAACGGCGGCGUGUGUUGGCUGAGAGGGAAGCAUUUCUCUUACAGGCAGGUUUGCAGGUGCAGGAGUGGAAGCAUCUACUUGCGAACCGCUCACGUGAAGUGCGGUGUCGCAAGGAGAUUUUUCGACGCCAUUGGGCAGACCAGGAAGUGGCUGUGCUGCAUUUGAUCGUUUUCCGGCUGGUCCAAAUCCAGGCCACGGCGGAAGUCGACGUCGCAGGUCGAUCGCCACCGCACGGGAGUGCGAACGUGGGGGUCGAAGUCAUCGUUUGCAUCAAGAACUUGAAGGCUGUGGCCGGCGAUUUCCCGGUUCACGAUGUGCUUCGUGCCUUGACGGUCUUGCCCGUGACCAACAUUUGCCGGACGGCGGAGCCAGGCACCGAUGUCCUCGAUCGCCUGGCGACCUUUCUUGAUGAAGCACCCAAGUCAUCGACGCUCUACCUGGUGGUCUUCGCCACGAAUGUCUUCUUCAACGACCUCCCCGACCGAAGCGGACCGGAGGCGAUCCGCGCACGCUACCAGGCACUGAGCCCAUCUCUAGGGGAGGCCUCUGGACACGUGGUGGUGGGCACCGCACGUUUUUGCGGAGAGGCGUGCGAGGUGGAAGAUCCGCCCUAUUUGGACGCUUCGGGUCUUUUGGGUCCAAAACAGUCGCUGCAGCGCCUCGUCCACUCGCUGAUGCACGAGUCGCAGAGCCUGCCGAGCGGCCAAUCGCCUGACCUGAGCCACUUGCUCCGCAGCUACAUCCGCAAAUCCUUCAAACAGACCACCGAAACAUCGUGGGGACCUUCUAUUGUUCUGGACCGUGAGCAGAGCAUCUUUGGACACUUCGGGGAGGUCGCGUCUGGUUUGUGCGCUGAUGGACGGAACUGGUGCAGCAUGGCGAAGCCUUGCUGUGCCAUCAGCAAUCGCUUUCGACACCUCCAUGAGGCUUUCUAUGGAAGGUACACUGUGGAGGAGUGUGCCGUUGUCCGGGAUGAUGGGAAGGAGCCCAAGCAAUGGCCAAUCCUGUGGUCCGGGGAUGGCACCGCCAAGUGGAUGUACUUAUUGGCCUUGGAUGCGCUGGCCGUCUCGUGUCAGCCUGUGGCCCGCCUGGUCUUGCUGAGCCAUCCCAAGGAUCACUUGGAACGUCUCUUCUCCGCCUUCGAAGCCACACAAACUCCGGGCUCCAUUGCGCCACGGGCUUGGAAGAGCAAAAGCAGUACAAUGAUGGCGGUGCAAGCCUGCAUGAUCCUCUUCUACCUGACUGCGCUUCUUUUGGGUGGCCUCGACAGCGUCCGGGAGGUUCAGGCGCCCCCGUCCUCGUCGAGGCAGCUGGGCGAGAAGCGAUACUUCGGUGCAAAGUGGGAUCUCUCGGAGUAUUACGAGGAGAACUGUGGUGGAGAUGACUUCAAGGUCUACUCGACGCACCUCUCCGUGCUCUACCGAAGCUAUGACGUGGCUGCAGACUUUGACUACAUGUAUUUUGGCUUUAGCCAAGAAGAGAGCCACCAGCUCGAUCAGCGGGCGCGGCUCCUUUGUGAGGGCCAUGCUGAAGCUUUGAGCAGCAACAAAGACCGCUGGGAAGACAAAUGGAGGAGGUCGGAUAAGCCUUGUGACUGGGGCCUCUUUUGCGGACUCUCUGGCCUUCCGGAGAUUGGCUGCUGGAGCUCCUGGAGCUCCUACACACGGUCGACGCCCACGGUGAUCCUUGGAAAGGUGGCGGAAGGGCUGAACUUUGCUGGGCCUGCAAGAGCAGUGGACACAGAUGACUCUAGCGGCUUGGUCGCCUGCGACAUGGCAUGCCACCAUUUGAAAAGCGGCCUCACGUCCGUCGCCUUGGCGAGCUCAGCCAGCUGGAUUUCAAGCCCCUGCCAGCUGGCGCUCCAUUGUGCAGAAGGUCUCGCCUCCAGAUCGGGACGGACACGCUGCUUCGACCAGUCGGGGGAUGGCUUCACCCUUGGGGAAGGCUGCGUGGUGCUCAGGCUGCAGCCGCAGCAGAAAUCCACCUGGCAGAUUGUCGGCUCCGCGGUGAACAGCCGAGGCCCGGAUGUCAAGCUGGUUUCUGCACCUUCAAGUGCGGCCAUGGUGGACCUCAUGGCUCAGGCUCAGAGAGAUGCUGGGGUGCCCUUUGCUGUGGUGGACGCCGUGGAGACCAGCUCCAAAGGAGCCCUGUCCGACGCCUUGGAGCUGAAGGUCUUGCAGCAGGCGCUGGCGCACGGCGAGCGCCACAAGGCGCCAGUGGUGGCCUCCUGUGCCAAGGCGACCUGGGGACACUUGGGUGCUUGCAGCGGGUUGGCGUCGCUGGCACGAACGCUGCUGCUGCUGGGCAAAAGCCUUUACGGACCCCAGCUUCACCUUCAUCAGCUCCUGGCUUUGGAAGAAGCUCCCAGGCUGAGCUUCUUGACGGAGGCCAUCGGGGCCACUGCCACCACGCAGCUGGCGAGCGUGGCCGCCUUCGGUACAGGUACCAAUGCUCAACAAUUGGUUUCGGUGAAGUACCCGCACAAGGCGCUUGGUCGGCCCAAACGCGUGUCCUGGUGGCCGACUGAGAGCCGUCAGAAGGAUGUGAUCGUCAUGAGCUCGGGCUUCUAUGUGGUUGGGACGAUGACUUCCUGGAAGGAUGGUUUACUGCUAUCGCCCAGCGAGGACGAUGAGCGAAGCGAGCGAAGCUUUGCGUGUGUCGUGACCCUUCGGCAGACCGGCUGGGAGAAGUUCCAGAUCUGGCUUGAUCGAGAUCCGCAAUGUGUGCUGCAUCCAGGCAAUCUGGAGAUUUCUGAUUCGAUCGUCCUUGGACCUGACGAUGGUGUGUCAAGGUCCCAGAGCUGGAAGAUCGUGGGCCAGCCAGGUGACCGCUUUGAGCUCAGGCUGCAAGUCAACGGCAAGUACAAGCGGGUUUCCUGGCAGAAGGUCUCUCUCACGCCCUUCCCGCCGGAAUACUCCAGCCUGAGCCUCAUCGGGGACCACAGCUUCUGGGAGUUCGAAGCCAUGUCCCGAGAAGAGGGUGGGGAUGUCUUUGAAGCAGAGAUCAAGCUCCUGAAGGAGAAGAAUGAGUUCCAGAUCUACGUGGACGAGGAUUUUGAUCAAGGCUUCUAUCCAGCUUGGGAUCUACGAGCUGAGCCCAGCAAAGAAGGCACGGACAGCGGGGGACCUCAGAUUGGCCAUUGCGGGUCCCGAUGGCUUGGGCCAUGGGAGGAACUUCUGCAUCUCUGGGACGCUGGGAGAGCUCAUCCGAUGCUCGGCGCAGGCCCAAGCGAAGGCUUCAUUGGGAGCAUGUCGGCUUUUCGGAGGUUGACCUGGAGGCCUUGGCGGGGGCACAAAGAUACUAUGUCGCUGGCUCGUGGGACAACUUUGAGACCUGUGAGGAGCUCCUGCCUGGCGCUUCUGGUACGUGGUCUGCCGAGGUGCGGCUUGGAAGUGAAGUUGGAGAUUCUUUCCAGAUUCUGUUGA
Molecule: messenger RNA, 3558 nt
Organism: Durusdinium trenchii
Lineage: Eukaryota; Dinophyceae; Suessiales; Symbiodiniaceae
Source: the annotation of a GenBank genome assembly